CUUCGAGCUUCCCCGGCGAAUCUCGAAUUUUUUGUACCGUGCAAGUACAACGCCGGAAACUGUUGACCAUAUUCCACAAUGCCCCGUGAGACCGAAGUUUCGCUCAACGAGCGCGACUUUAUACUAAAAGCAUUGAGCGAGCAAGUCCGACUUGACGGACGUAAAUUCGACGCGUUCAGAUCUUUGGAACUCUCUUUCGGACAAGAGUAUGGCGUCGCAGAUGUUAAGCUCGGCAAGACAAGAGUCAUCGCCCGUAUUUCGGCUGAAGUGACAGCUCCAUAUGUUGACCGAAGGUUUGAUGGCAUCUUCACCAUCAGCACUGAAUUCUCACCUAUGGCAUCGCCUGCGGUCGAAGUCGGACGACAGAACGACGCCGAAGUGCUCCUCUCGCGCAUCCUCGAAAAAUCCAUACGUCGAAGCUCUGCUCUUGAUACCGAAUCGCUCUGUAUAAUCGCUGGCGCAAAAUGUUUCUCUAUUCGAGCAGAUAUACAUGUGGUCGACCAUGAUGGAAGUUUGAUAGAUGCAUCAUGUAUUGCGCUCGUGGCCGCACUUCAACACUUCCGUCGACCGGACGUUUCAGUUGAAGGCGAGAAUGUGACAGUCUACAGCAUCAGGGAGAGAGAGCCUGUACCGCUGGCGAUGCUACACCACCCUCUGUGUAUAACGAUAUCACAUUAUCACUCCGGCGAUGUACUACUUGUUGAUGCUUCAUUGGCAGAAGAGCAGGUUCGCGAGGGCCAGGUGAUCAUAUCGAUGAAUAGACAUGGAGAGUUAUGUCACAUUGCACAGUAUGGUGGAGUCCCUAUCGACCCACUGCUGUUGAUGAAUUGUACGAGCAUGGCGUUUGGAAAGGUGAAAGAACUCACAAACACGAUUCAUGAACAGCUAGAAAAAGAUGCAAAAGAGAGAGACGCGGGAGGUCUCAUUGCGGAACUGAGCGCAGAGAAUGAACGGUGAGCUGCCAACUGGGAAUAUUUCCGGCGCGCAGUUGAACGACUCGAUACUCCGUGCCACCUAUUAUGAACAUGAAAACAACCAAAUUUGUAGGGCAGAGAGAUAAGACGGCGGAUGCCAAUACCCUACUUCGGGUGAGACGAGACUACAGUACGGCUUGGUUUGCACGAUUGCCAUACCCAAGGACAUGCCGGAGCACAGGACGAAGUCCCAAUGUCCGACCCGAAUAUAGAUGGGUAUAGGCAACUUGCAAGGGGCACAGACUUGGUCAAGGCCUGACUUCGGUGAGAAUCUAGAGUCGCCCUGACGUCCGUCGUAGUAAUCAAAACCCUAGUCAAUCGAAACGCAAGGACCGGGAUCCGAGCUCCAGGCUGGGCUUGAUGACGGAAACGCAG
Messenger RNA from Pseudovirgaria hyperparasitica, 1349 nucleotides. Its product is annotated as exoribonuclease. The transcript has 3 exons. The coding region runs from base 79 to 957 and encodes 292 amino acids. The record is from RefSeq and is a predicted model, not a curated record. Gene Ontology annotation, cellular component: nuclear exosome (RNase complex); cytoplasmic exosome (RNase complex). Lineage: Eukaryota; Fungi; Ascomycota; Dothideomycetes; Acrospermales; Acrospermaceae. Gene Ontology annotation, biological process: exonucleolytic trimming to generate mature 3'-end of 5.8S rRNA from tricistronic rRNA transcript (SSU-rRNA, 5.8S rRNA, LSU-rRNA); U4 snRNA 3'-end processing; nuclear mRNA surveillance.